GGCUCUUUCUGCGAGCGGGCGCGCGGGCGAGCGGUUGUUCGCGUGGCGCGUGGCGCGGUGUCUGGGCGGCCUUUGAAGAGGAAGCGCGGUCGUCGUCGGCGGGAGGCUAGCAGGCGGCGGCCGGCCGGGCUUCGACAGCGCCCCGCGCGCAGCGGGCGGUAGCCCAGGCGGCGCGUGGCGGCGCUCGGCCUCGCGGCGGCGGCGGCCCAGCCGUUGGCGGCGAGCGCGUCUGCGCCUGCGCGGCGGGCCCCGCGCCCCUCCUCCCCCCUGGGCGCCCCCGGCGGCGUGUGAAUGGCGGCCUCGGCGGCGGCGGCUUCCGCGGCGGCGGCGGCGGCGGCCGCCUCGGGCAGCCCGGGCCCAGGCGAGGGCUCGGCGGGCGGCGAAAAGCGCGCCGCCGCCUCGUCGGCCGCGGCCGCGGCCUCGGCCUCGGCCUCGUCGCCCGCGGGGGGCGGCGGCGAGGCGCUGGAGCUGCUGGAGCACUGCGGUGUGUGCCGGGAGCGCCUGCGCCCCGAGAGGGAGCCUCGCUUGUUGCCCUGCCUGCACUCGGCUUGCAGUGCCUGCCUCGGGCCCCCGGCGCCCGCCGCCGCCAACAGCUCGGGGGAUGGCGGCGCGGCGGGCGACGGCGCCGUGGUGGACUGUCCUGUGUGCAAGCAGCAAUGCUUCUCCAAAGACAUUGUGGAGAAUUACUUUAUGCGUGACAGCGGCAGCAAGGCUGCCACAGACUCGCAGGAUGCAAAUCAGUGCUGCACUAGCUGUGAGGAUAAUGCCCCUGCCACCAGCUACUGUGUGGAGUGCUCUGAGCCGUUGUGUGAGACGUGUGUGGAGGCACACCAGCGGGUGAAGUACACCAAGGACCACACCGUGCGCUCCACUGGGCCAGCCAAGUCAAGGGAUGGUGAGCGUACGGUGUACUGCAACGUGCACAAGCACGAGCCCCUCGUGCUGUUCUGCGAGAGCUGUGACACCCUCACCUGCCGGGACUGCCAGCUCAACGCCCAUAAGGACCACCAAUACCAGUUCCUGGAAGAUGCAGUGAGGAACCAGCGCAAGCUCCUGGCCUCGCUGGUGAAGCGCCUCGGGGACAAGCAUGCAACGCUGCAGAAGAACACCAAGGAGGUUCGCAGCUCGAUCCGCCAGGUGUCUGAUGUACAGAAGCGUGUGCAGGUGGAUGUUAAGAUGGCCAUCUUGCAGAUCAUGAAGGAACUGAACAAGCGGGGCCGUGUGCUGGUCAACGAUGCCCAGAAGGUGACUGAAGGGCAGCAGGAGCGCCUGGAGCGGCAACACUGGACCAUGACCAAGAUCCAGAAGCACCAGGAACAUAUCCUGCGCUUUGCCUCAUGGGCUCUGGAGAGUGACAACAACACGGCCCUGCUGCUCUCCAAGAAGCUGAUCUACUUCCAGCUGCAUCGGGCCCUCAAGAUGAUUGUGGACCCUGUGGAGCCACAUGGCGAGAUGAAGUUCCAGUGGGACCUCAAUGCCUGGACCAAGAGUGCAGAGGCUUUUGGCAAGAUCGUGGCAGAGCGUCCUGGCACCAACUCAACAGGCCCUACGUCCAUGGCCCCUCCUCGGGCUCCAGGGCCCUUGAGCAAGCAGGGCUCUGGCAGCAGCCAGCCCAUGGAGGUGCAGGAAGGCUAUGGCUUUGGCUCAGCAGACGAUCCUUACUCGAGUGCAGAGCCCCAUGUGUCAGGUGUGAAGCGGUCCCGCUCAGGUGAGGGCGAGGUGAGUGGCCUCAUGCGCAAGGUGCCCCGGGUGAGCCUCGAGCGCUUGGACCUGGAUCUCACAGCUGAUAGUCAGCCACCAGUUUUCAAGGUCUUCCCAGGCAGCACUACUGAGGAUUACAAUCUCAUCGUUAUUGAGCGUGGUGCUGCAGCUGCUGCAGCUGGACAGCCUGGGACUGCUCCACCCGGGGCCCCUGGGGCCCCGCCUCUGCCUGGUAUGGCCAUAGUCAAGGAAGAAGAGACAGAGGCUGCCAUUGGAGCCCCGCCUGCUGCCACUGAGGGCCCUGAGACCAAGCCUGUGCUGAUGGCCCUGGCGGAGGGCCCUGGUGCUGAGGGCCCGCGCCUGGCCUCACCCAGUGGCAGCACCAGUUCAGGUCUGGAGGUGGUGGCUCCAGAGGGCAGUUCAGCCCCAGCAGGUGGCCCGGGUGCCCUGGAUGACAGUGCCACCAUCUGCCGUGUCUGCCAGAAGCCAGGCGAUCUGGUCAUGUGCAACCAGUGCGAGUUCUGCUUCCACCUGGACUGCCACCUGCCUGCCCUGCAGGAUGUGCCAGGGGAGGAGUGGAGUUGCUCUCUCUGCCAUGUGCUACCCGAUCUGAAAGAGGAAGAUGGCAGCCUGAGCCUGGAUGGUGGUGAUAGCACCGGUGUGGUGGCCAAGCUCUCGCCAGCCAACCAGCAGAAGUGUGAGCGUGUUUUGCUGGCCCUGUUCUGUCAUGAGCCCUGCCGGCCCCUGCACCAGCUGGCUACUGACUCCACUUUCUCCCUGGAUCAGCCUGGCGGCACCCUGGACCUAACCUUGAUCCGUGCCCGUCUCCAGGAGAAGUUGUCACCCCCUUAUAGUUCCCCCCAGGAGUUUGCCCAGGAUGUGGGCCGCAUGUUUAAGCAGUUCAACAAGCUGACAGAGGACAAGGCAGACGUGCAGUCCAUCAUCGGCCUGCAGCGCUUCUUUGAGACUCGCAUGAACGAGGCCUUUGGUGACACCAAGUUCUCAGCUGUGCUGGUGGAGCCCCCGCCGCUGAGCCUGCCUGGUGCUGGCCUGAGUGCCCAGGAGCUAUCCAGUGGUCCUGGUGAUGGCCCUUGAGUCUGUGGCCUCUCAGGCCAACCCGGCCUGACUCUGUUCUCUGUCCUGUCAAAUCCCCCCCACUUCCCCCCAACCUCCCCCUCUGGUGGCCUGGCUCCUACUUCUUGGUGGCCCCAUCCCCCAGUCCCUCACGAUAUGGUUUUUACUUAUGUGGAUUUAAUAAAAACUUCACCAGUUCCUCA
This is a messenger RNA of Odobenus rosmarus divergens (Pacific walrus), 2978 nucleotides long. RefSeq names its product tripartite motif containing 28 (gene TRIM28). The record is from RefSeq and is a predicted model, not a curated record. NCBI's taxonomy places the organism in Eukaryota, Metazoa, Chordata, Mammalia, Carnivora, Odobenidae. Bases 292 to 2796 code for a protein of 834 amino acids. Gene Ontology annotation, molecular function: zinc ion binding; protein binding; transcription corepressor activity. The transcript has 17 exons.